AUUAACCAAAUAAGCAACAGGACAGACGAGGCAGGUUCACUCAGAAGAAACAACCACGCUUUAGAGGUGUAAAGAGAACUCGUAUGGUGGAGUUGGAAAGCAGCGGUUUUAUUAUUUUCAUUUUUAAAACCAAGACUUAGGCGCUUUUUUAGAUUAUAUAGACCAUUAGUGGGGUUUUGAGACGCUUUCUGAGUUGUUAGAGGUUGAAGCAUCCGUGUCAAAAUGUGUUCAGGCGGCUUUGCCAAGUGUCUGGGGAUCAGUCUGAUACCUCUGGCGAUCGUGUGUGUGCUGUGUAACAUCCUGCUCUUCUUCCCCGGGGGGACGUCCGUGGAGACGGAACACAUCACAGUCCAAGUCUGGUACUGUGGAGGCAUUCUGGGAUCUGGAUUGUUGAUGAUUUUCCCGGCUCUGGUCUUCCUGGGUCUGAAGAACAAUGACUGCUGCGGUUGCUGUGGCAACGAAAGCUGCGGUCGGAGAUUUGCAAUGCUGAGCUCCAUCCUGUUUGCAGCUGUGGGUGUCGCGGGGGCCGGUUACUCAGUUAUAGUUUCUGCUGUGUCCAUAAACCACGGACCUCAGUGUGUGAUUAACAUUAACGGCACAGAGAAGGAAUGGGGCUAUCCCUUCUUAAAUGGUGACUACCUGUCCAACACAGAUAUCUGGACAACUUGUCUGGAGCCGAUCGACGCGGUGUCCUGGCACCUCUCUCUGUUCUCGGUGCUGCUGGUCAUGGGUUUGAUCCAGAUUGCACUGUGUGCCGUGCAGGUGGUCAACGGCCUGCUGGCAUGUCUGUGUGGCGACUGCUGUGGGGGGGGCGAUGGAGCCGUCUGAGAACUUCCUCCCGCUGUGAGAGUCAGCAGUCAGACUUGUUGUAUUUAUUCUGGAUGACAGUGGUUUCUUGCUUCAUGCCAUAUCUUUUUGCAUAAGAGUUCAUUGAUUACGUUGUAUAACAACACUGGUGAAAUGAAAGAGCUCUCAUUUAAAAGGUUAACCAUUAACUCUCUCGCAAACAUUGAUGACAGUUUCUUUUCAUUUUUUUAAUCUAAAUUGGUAUUUGUUGCCAUUAACUAAUUUACAAAAGUACUGUACUAAAUGAUUUUCCUCCUGCUAUAUAUUUUUUCAUUAGUUUUUGCCCAUUUAGCUAAGUCAGUAAAUAAAGAUCCUAUUGUUGUUAUGUAAAGCAUAAAACAGGAUACAACCAAGCUAUUGUUUUAAAUGUUGUUGUUUUUCUUAUCCAGUCAAAUUUAAACAAAGGUAGCAACCUGUCAGAAAACACCCUGUCAGAAAAAUAGAUGUUGCACGACUGCCCCCUGCUGGGCAUUUCUGUGUAAAGAGGUCAUAGAGAUGAACCUACCAGCAAGUAUCUACACUAGGGCAUCAAUAACAUCUUACAUCUUACUGACAGUUCUUUGAAUCCACCUGCAGGUCUGUCUGAUCUGAAGCAAAACAAUUAUUUAAAUGCUUUUAUCCCAAAAAUGCUGCUUCUACAAACUUCAGUACACUGCCCAAAAAAACGAGGUGAGAAAUAUACAGUGAAUUAAUAGCAGCUGUGGCUGCCGGAGCUUCACCGUAAAAAAUAAAGUGACACGUAUAAGCCAUUACGGUAUCUUUUAUAAAAACAGCAGUUCCACUAAUUAAAGUAGCAGUGAAAAACACAAUACAACUGGAUAAUAUAGUACGGUACUGUAUUGAAGUUAACGGUGAAUUACUAGCAGCUGUGGUUGCCAGAGCUUUACCGUAAAAAUAUAUGUACGCAAUAUAAUACAUUACGGUAUGUUUUGUAAAAACAGCAGUUCUACUGUGAACCUACUUACAAUCUUUUCUAGUGAAAAACUUAGUACAAGACUGCAUGUAUAAUAUAUUACGGUACUUCACUGAGAAGUAUCGGUGUCGUGAUCCGGAGUUUUUGUGUCUUGUUUCCUGUUUUAUUUUGAAGUCCCUGUCUCUCGUGUCCUCUGUUUCCAUGCACUUCCUGUCCCUGUGAUUGUCUGCCCUGUUCUUUAUGCCCUGCACCUGCCCUCAGCCACUCUUGUCUCAUUAGUGUCUAAUUCCGUACACCUGUUUCCUCCUCCCCCCCCCUAUAUAUUUCACCUGUCGCCUGUCGGAUUGUUGUCUCCCUCAGUCUCCUUGUGACUGUUGUUAGUCGUGUCUUGUUCCUGUCUUAAUUAAUGUCUUUGUUAAAAAAAUCUGUUCCCUGAUUAAGUACAUAUAUGAUUGAUAUUUAACCCCAAUUUAAUUCUUCCUGUUAUUUUUGUGUGAAUUUAACCAUUUAUUUUUCUUAAACUGUUUAUUCCCUGAAUGUAUUUAAAUAUAUGAUCAUGUUUUAAUCUUAAUUUCCGGUGUAAAGCUCCUUGAACCUUUUGAUCUGAGGUCUUCUGAGAUUAUUAUUUCGGGAUUUUCUUUGCCUUUAUUUGACUGCAGCUGAAACACUUUUAAUCUUUAAACCUAAAAUGUACCAUUAAAAGUAACCAGCAUAUGUCCUUUAUCAAUAAAUCCUGAUUCACUCACACUU
Pseudoliparis swirei is the source of this 2509-nucleotide messenger RNA. RefSeq names its product transmembrane 4 L six family member 4 (gene tm4sf4). Gene Ontology annotation, cellular component: membrane. Lineage: Eukaryota; Metazoa; Chordata; Actinopteri; Perciformes; Liparidae. The transcript is spliced from 5 exons. The record is from RefSeq and is a predicted model, not a curated record. Bases 223 to 828 code for a protein of 201 amino acids.